UGUUAAGGGGUUUCUGCCUCAUCACGAAAACAUUGCCCUCUUGCAGCUGCCACACCAGUUGAAUGAUUGCCAAAAUGGAGAGCACCCAGGAGUCCUAUAUCGCUCAUCCAUCCCUACAAGUGUACUACAGUGUUCCUCAAGAGUCUUCUACUCAGGUUCCCAGCUCGCAGGUUGUCGGACCCUACGUCGAUACCAACAUUCCCUGUGGUUCUUUGGGUUAUAUCCAAAAUGUUCCUCCUCAGCCUCCAUCCAUUUACAUCUGCCGGGGCUGCUUGUUGGUUAUUUGCGAGGCAGUGUUUGGUAGUAACAAGUGCUUUGAACUGAUAAGAGAGGAAAACGUAUGUUUCUGCUGCGAAGAAUCCCGCAACCCGGGAUACCUGAUCUCUGUGUCAUAUGGAGAGCAGGUUUUAAAGGCUCGUGAUAUAACCAAAAGGCUGUACUGGAUGGAAUUGCGUGACGGCAAUGAACGCGAGGCUUCCAUACUGUCCAUGUUAGAUGUAAUGAUGACUAUUGCUGACUUGCUCUUUUGUCAUAGUUCAACGAAGCCUUGAUGAUUCAAGAUGAAUGACUAUG
Messenger RNA from Aspergillus pseudotamarii, 573 nucleotides. RefSeq lists its product as uncharacterized. The record is from RefSeq and is a predicted model, not a curated record. Lineage: Eukaryota; Fungi; Ascomycota; Eurotiomycetes; Eurotiales; Aspergillaceae. Bases 63 to 551 code for a protein of 162 amino acids. The transcript has 2 exons.